AUGGCAAGCAAGAGAAAGUCAACAACUCCGUGCAUGGUCCGGACAUCUCAAGUGAUGGAACAGGAAGUGCCCGAAGAUGCUGACAGAGGCAAAGAUAAAGAAGUUGGAGCCCCCCAGGCUGACUCGGGUAAAGAUGGUUGGACCACUGAGCCCGAGAGCUCUUCCAAAGAAAGUGAAUUAAUGGAGGUGAAGUCAGCUGUGGAGAAUCAAUCCAAAAAACUUCAGGGGGGUUACGAAUGUAAAUACUGCCCAUACUCCACACAAAACCUGAACGAGUUCACAGAGCACGUGGACAUGCAGCAUCCUAAUGUGAUCCUCAACCCCCUCUAUGUGUGUGCUGAAUGCAACUUCACCACCAAAAAGUACGAUUCCUUGUCCGACCACAAUGCCAAGUUCCAUCCCGGGGAGACAAACUUCAAGCUGAAGCUGAUUAAACGCAAUAACCAAACGGUUUUAGAACAGUCCAUCGAAGGAUCCAACCAUGGUGUGACCGUGUGUGGCGGCAGCCUGGGGAGCGGCGACGGUGACCCCGGGAUCUCAGUGAGUAAGACGCCGAUCAUGAAACUGGGGAAACCCAAAGCUGAUGCCAAGAAGGCCCCCAGGAAACCAGAAGAAAGUGGUUCUGAUAACCACAUGGAAGGGAACACCACCGCCCGGGUGGUGACGGAGGCCGCCGAGGCCUUCGCCAGGCUUAAUGGCAUUGAGCUGCUCCAAGACUCCCUAGGGCACGUGAUGCCUUCUGUACAGCUGCCACCAAAUAUUAAUCUUGUCCCCAAGGUCCCCGUCCCAUUGAAUAGUACCAAAUAUAACUGUGCCCUGGACACCAAUGCCACCAUGAUUAACUCCUUCAACAAGUUCCCUUACCCAACCCAAGCAGAAUUGUCCUGGUUGACAGCUGCCUCCAAACAUCCCGAGGAGCACAUCCGAAUCUGGUUUGCUACCCAGCGCUUGAAGCAUGGUAUAAGCUGGUCUCCAGAAGAGGUAGAAGAGGCGAGGAAGAAGAUGUUUAAUGGGACGAUCCAGUCCGUCCCGCAGACUAUCACUGUGCUGCCGGCUCAGCUGGCAUCCACCAAGAUGUCCCAGCCCAUCAUCCAGACCGCUUUACCUUGCCAGAUCCUCGGCCAGACCAGUCUCGUUUUGACGCAGGUGACUAACGGAUCGACAGUGUCGUGCUCCCCGAUCACGCUUGCUGUCGCGGGGAUGACCAAUCACGGCCAGAAGAGACCUUUACCAAAUCUCCAAGCAGCUCCAGAGCCCAAACGGGCCCACGUGGCCCAGGUUCCUGAGCCCCCACCAAAGGUAACCCCCGGCAUACUGCCCACGACAAACGAUCGGAAAAAGACAAAAGAGCAAAUAGCGGAACUGAAGGCGAGCUUCCUCCAGAGUCAGUUUCCUGAUGAUGCAGAAGUCUACCGACUCAUCGAGGUCACCGGCCUCUCCAGGAGUGAGAUCAAGAAAUGGUUCAGUGAUCACAGAUAUAGGAGCCAAAGGGGCAUCGUCCAUAUCACCAGCGAGUCCCUCGCCAAAGACCAGCUGGCCAUUGCGGCCGCCCGGCAUGGACGUUCCUACCAUGCAUACCCAGACUUUGCGCCACAGAAAUUCAAAGAAAAAACACAGGGUCAGCUUAAAGUUCUGGAAGAUAGUUUCAUGAAAAGUUCUUUCCCCACCCAAGGAGAACUGGAUCGACUCAGGUCUGAAACCAAGCUGAGCAGGAGAGAAAUCGAUACCUGGUUUUCAGAGAGGAGGAAGCUUAGGGACAGCAUGGAGCAAGCUGUCCUAGACUCCAUGGGAUCCAGCAAAAAGAACAAAGAAGCGGUGGUCCCCAAUGGCACAUUAUCUCGGCUGGACCAGCUUUCUAGCGUCCAGCUGGCCACUUCUCUCUCUAGCCCCUCUCCAGCUAUGAUGAAGAACCAGGAACAAAUUCAUCUUCUGAAGAGUACCUUUGCCAGAACCCAGUGGCCCACCCCACAGGAAUAUGACCAGUUAGCAGCAAAAACCGGUCUGAUCAGAACUGAAAUCGUGCGUUGGUUCAAAGAGAACAGAUGUUCACUAAAGACUGGAACCUUAAAGUGGAUCGAUCAGUACCAACAGCAACAUGCUGUGGAUGGCCACAGUAACGAGUCCGUCCUGAGAAAGGCAACACCGCUCCUCACUGAAAGUCCAAAGAACGGGGGUGAGCUGGUUCAGCAAUAUUUCAAGGACCACAAAAAGCUGAGCGAAGAGGAUUUGGACAAACUGGUGACCACGGCAAAAGUGGGUUGCGAAAAGGCCAAAGACUCCUUGCCAGGCAAGACAACAGAGACCGCUUUGGACAAAUCUGAAGGUAACAGCCGGGAUGGUCAUGGCAGUGAUGAGAAUGAGGAGUCUGAUGUUGUGGACUGGGUAGAGGUGACGGUUGGGGAGGACGAUGGCGUCUCAGACUGUACAGACAGCUGGAGCCAAGCAGCGCCAGAGGGUCGAGCGGAGUUGACCAAUUAUGAUUCUGAUUCUGAAGGUGUAACUGAAGACACUGGCCACGUUUAGACAGGAAAACCAGUCAGACCUACUGUCCCAGUCAUUAGUGGGGCUCUGUCUUUGAAGAGAGCAGAGAACUUCACUCUUCCUGCCUUUGGACAAGAUUGCCAAGGACCGAUGACUCCAAGUUGAACUGCUCUGGCGUCUGCCUCUCCAUGGCCUCCAUUCUCAAGGAGCACUCAUCGGAUGGAAUUGUUCAUAGUGCCAAAGUCCUACUACUGCAUUUUCAAAGGGUCCUUGUAAAUAGAUUGCUCCUCCCUUCCCCUGCCUCACUCCCCCCUCUUCCGUGCCCCCAAUCUCUUGCGAUA
Messenger RNA from Gracilinanus agilis (Agile Gracile Mouse Opossum), 2822 nucleotides. It is a transcript of the gene ZHX2, whose product is annotated as zinc fingers and homeoboxes 2. The coding region runs from base 1 to 2523 and encodes 840 amino acids. Gene Ontology annotation, cellular component: nucleus. Lineage: Eukaryota; Metazoa; Chordata; Mammalia; Didelphimorphia; Didelphidae. The transcript is spliced from 2 exons. The record is from RefSeq and is a predicted model, not a curated record. Gene Ontology annotation, biological process: regulation of transcription by RNA polymerase II. Gene Ontology annotation, molecular function: DNA-binding transcription factor activity, RNA polymerase II-specific; DNA binding.